This is a messenger RNA of Cryptococcus deneoformans JEC21, 2350 nucleotides long. RefSeq lists its product as hypothetical. Lineage: Eukaryota; Fungi; Basidiomycota; Tremellomycetes; Tremellales; Cryptococcaceae. The coding region runs from base 62 to 2350 and encodes 762 amino acids. The record is from RefSeq and is a predicted model, not a curated record. The transcript is spliced from 3 exons.
GAGUAAUACAUCUCCCAUAAUAGUUGUCAAUUUUCACUUCAUUUCCCCCCCCCAACUAAACAUGCCAGCCGCCCUCUCCCCUUCCCUCACUCCCUCUCUCUCCUCCGAGGCCCACUCGCCCAUCCUCCGCCUCCCUCCAGAACUCAUUGACCACCUCCUCACCCUCGUCCCCGCCUCUCUUCUUCAGCUAACGGCCCUUUCCCUCCUCAAAGUCUUCCCGGAACACAACAUCUCCAAAAGACAUCUAUGGAAGCAUAUAGUAGUCUAUAGGGCCGGGCAGUUGAUGCCUCUUUGGAAAAAGCUGAAGGAAAAUGAGGCGAUGAGAGUUGGAGCGAGGACAUUUGCGUUGCAAAGCUGGCAAGGGGAUGCUGAUAUUCUCAACAACGUGAUGCGUCGGCUGGAUAAUAUCAAUACGCUGAUGCUCAAUAUCGGCACGAACUUUGCGCCGGAACAUCUUCAAGAGAUGUUUGAGGGGCCACGUAUGAAGUUGGAGAGGAUGGAGUUGCGGUUCAGGCCGUAUGUGGAGCAGGCGAGCUAUUAUCAGUUUUUGGCUGGGUCGUAUUUUGAUACAGCUAUAGAGACACUCACAAGGCAAUGGCCUGUCUGUCCCAACUUUACGCAUAUCAGUAUUGUCCAAGACCUCCCACCUCGCUCAACCGCCCCAAACACUGCGCGUAACUCUGCCACUUCAUCACUGGCCAGUUCUUUCGCCGAUCUGCGUAUGGCUAAUACAGCGCCCGCUUCAACCGCUCCUUCGUCCGAUAGUGAAGAAGCCUCUGGCGUGUCUACUCCACCUACUUCGGUAGAUGACCCCGACCUGAACCCUACUGACGCCGGUCGGUCAAAAGCAUACACCGGUCAUGGUCCGUUUGGAAAUCCGUUCUUGAACGAAAAGCUUGGGAUCACUCGACCAAAGCAUUUUGCCCAACCGAUCGUAUUCUUUGACAUACAGUGUUUGGCAAACUUUGGGGCUGCGGCUGUAGCGGCCAAUUUGACACAUUUGAGGUUACGCGUCCCUUCGAGGGAUUUGGCGAGGGUGUUAAUCAUGCCGCCUCCGAGAGGGAGUUAUAAUCAGGCGUUAUUCCCAGAAUUGAGGUAUCUGGAUAUAUCCACGACCAACGUUCGUCUCGACACUACACUCUCAGCUCUUCUCAAGCAAUACUCAAAGCUUGAACAUCUUGUCCUCGACCGUGUCAACCUCUUUGGGUUUACGGCCCGUGAAAAGGGGUUAGAGUUGUGCAACGAUCUAGGCAUGGUGAUUGUCAACGCUGGUUUGACAAGAUCCAAAGAGAAGGAAAGACAGAUUGCAGCUUGGGAAGUGGCAGAGCGUGUGCGGAUGGCAGAGGCUACUGCAGAAGCUGCCAGGCAGGUCGAGGUCGGUCAGAGGGAACAAGAUGAGCAUCAAGGCGAUAGAGAGACGGAAGAGGACAGGAGGGCGAGGGAGGCGCAAGAGGAGAUUCAGAGGAAUCUCGAAUUGAUGCGGUCCAGGCGUGGGCACCGGUCUGCGGCUCAUUCAACAUUCUCUUUACGAGAACGUCGUCGCGCAGGCACAUCCGCAUCUACCGCUUCAUCAUCAGCCAACAACCUGCCCCUCCCCCCUCAGGACAAGCUUUACAUGGUUCUCCCACCAUUACCGACCCUGAAAACCAUCUGUAUUGGUGGUGAAGCGCAUACCUUACCGGCGAACAAGGUCGCACAGUGGGAAGAUCAAUUUCAUGCCGGGUGGAUGGAAGGUCUCGAGAGGAUAUUGGGAUGGGCGACCCAUUUGGCAGAUAAAUAUGAUCGAGGGAAAAGGAAGGCGGAGGAGUGGGUGGUGAAGGAGCGAGGGAAGAAUGGAAGCGGUUCAAACUCUACUACUGGUACAGGCGGAAGUAACGCUGCAAAGGGAAGGGGGAAGGGUAAAACCUCUUCGUCUUCCUCUUCUGCUGCUGCUGCCAAAGUACUUCCGAAACCGCCCACCGACAUCCGCCUCUUCCGUUUCCCUCUUCCUUCCGAAACCAUUUCCCGUCGUAAUAAUGAAGGCGAAGAAGAGAAUGACGAGACUGAACAUGGGAAACCGGGGCCGUUCAAUCUCACCUCUGGCCUAAUUGAAGUCGUCCCUUCCUCCCCUUCUGACCGCUCCUACCUCAAUCCGUACCGGGAAGCUCUCGCGGAUGCCCAGCUUUACAAAGAUAGACAAGAAGGGGUCGGGGCGCCGUGUGUUUUUUGUACCAUCCCAGAUUGUGAAGGUCCUGCAAGGAGGGGAGCGGAGGGUGAGAAGGUUGAUGGAAGGGGAGGGAUGGGAGGGAAACAUAGAGAGGAAUGUGGGCAUAUGGUUGGGAGACGGACAUGGGGAUGGGAGGGGCUUUAG